CACACCGGUCUCUCUCCUCCGGAGCCUUUUUCCUUCCGCCGAGUUUCACUUCACGACGACACAGAAAACACGGUCUGCAGAGCUCCUCAUAAUCUGGUUCAGACAUGGCUCUCCGUGUGGCGGUGAUCGGAGCGGGCGCGGCCGGUCUCUGCGCCGCUCGCCACCUGCUCUCCAAACCCGGAACGUUCUCACCUCCGGUCGUGUUCGAGUCCGGAGGAACCGUCGGAGGAACGUGGGCCUACGAGGAACGAGUCGGGACCUACGACAACGGAAGAGCCAUACACAGCAGCAUGUACCAGAACCUCAGGACUAAUCUUCCCAAAGAGGUGAUGAUGUUCCCAGAUUUCCCGUUUGAUCCGGAGUUAGACAGUUUCAUUCCUCAUCAAGAAGUUUUGAGAUAUCUACAACAGUACUGCGCCCACUUCAACAUCGCCCCCCACAUCAGGUUUAACACAGCGGUGGAGCGUGUGAGGCCUGUCGUCAUGGAGACCACAGACAAGAAGCCGAGGACCGAAUGGGAAGUGACAUCAUCAGACGACGCCGGGUCAGAGAGGACGGAGAGGUUCGACUCCGUGUUCGUCUGCUCCGGACACUACUCCGACCCUCACAUCCCCGAGAUCCCAGGCCUCCGGCACUUUAAAGGGGAGCUGAUGCACAGUCACAGUUACCGUCAUCCGGAUCCGUUCUCGGGGAAAACGGUUGUGGUUUUAGGAGCCAAAGCUUCAGCCAUCGACAUCUCCAUGGAACUGUCGACUGUGGCUCAGAAGGUUUACCUGAGCCACAGACCUCCUCCUCUCACGUUUCCUCUUCCUCCAAACGUCACUGAAACAGAGUCCAUCCAGAAGAUCCAAGACGACGGGACGGUGCUGUUCCAGGAUGGCAGAGUGGUUAGCACGGACUCUCUCCUGCUGUGUACUGGUUAUAACUUCACGUUUCCGUUCGUGUCGGGGGCGGAGCUUGGCGUGCGUGUGGAAGCGGACUUUGUGGGGCCGCUGUAUCGACACCUGAUGCCUCCAUCUUACCCCUCCAUCUUCUUCAUCGGCCUCUGCACCCAGAUCUGCCCCUUCCCCCACUUCCACUGCCAGGUGCAGUACUGCUUGGCGGUGCUAGAGGGCUCUGUGACGCUCCCCUCGGUCCAGCAGAUGGCGCAGGAGAGCGACUCGUGGCUGGAGGACAGAUUGAGGCGCGGUGUGCCACAGCGCCACCUGCUGAGGGUGGAGCAGGAGCAGUGGGAGUACUGCCGAGCGUUAGCCAACGACGCUAACUUCUGCCAGAUCCGCGACGGCGUGCGGGCGCUGUUCCAGGAAGUGUGGAGGCAGCGGCGAGUGCACCCCGUCCUGUACAGGAAGCACAACUACAGGCUCAUCGGCGACACCCAGUGGGAGAGGAUCGCCGCGCACGACUAAGGGGCGGGGCUGGAAAAUCAAGACGGCGGGUGUUUGAGGUCGUCCAAAUCAGGACGUAAUAAUUUUACACAAGCACAAAGUUUUUAUCACCUUAAAUAUAAAGUUUAGUUUUAUACAUUUUUAUGAUGAUUUUGAUUCAAUGAGACAAAUGUUUUUAUAAAGUUUUAUUCACACUGAAUUAUAAUAAAUGUUUUUGCACUAGACACAAACGCACAAUCAUGUCCUGCCAAAUGUGUGCCAGAUGCCCUCCCUGUGUGUCUCUAGUUCAUAGUUCUGUCUUUUUGUCGAUUUUUCUGAUUUCAAUCAUAAACUUUAAACAGAAUCUUAUUUUUAAAUCUUUCUAUUUAUACUUUUCUUCUUAAAUCAUGUCGCUCUGAAUGUGGAUUUAAAAAUGUGUAAAAUAAACGUCC
Molecule: messenger RNA, 1816 nt
Organism: Periophthalmus magnuspinnatus
Lineage: Eukaryota; Metazoa; Chordata; Actinopteri; Gobiiformes; Gobiidae
Exons: 9
Coding region: 105-1406 (433 amino acids)
Molecular function (GO): flavin adenine dinucleotide binding; NADP binding; N,N-dimethylaniline monooxygenase activity
Source: RefSeq, a predicted model, not a curated record